Messenger RNA from Akanthomyces muscarius, 429 nucleotides. RefSeq lists its product as uncharacterized. NCBI's taxonomy places the organism in Eukaryota, Fungi, Ascomycota, Sordariomycetes, Hypocreales, Cordycipitaceae. The record is from RefSeq and is a predicted model, not a curated record. The transcript is spliced from 3 exons. The coding region runs from base 1 to 429 and encodes 142 amino acids.
AUGCCAAACCAUGAUACGCAGCAGAAUCAAGCAUUCAAACUGCCGAAUAUUUUACCUGAUGAGCUAGCCGGCUUCCAUGAUGCUCACUUCUCCAGCGCGGCAUUGAGCAGCUUCCAGAAGGACUUUGUUUUGCCAAAUUCCCAAGCUACUCUAUGUGAAGGCGAGGUUGCAGAAGACUGGGAGGAAGAGGACGAUUUGGGCUACUAUGAGGAUGGAGUGAAACGGACAUUGACAGACGAACAAAUCGAAAUCUUUCGCCAUUCAGAGCUUCGAGAGCUUGAACGCGCCAAGGAAAAGGCAUCCAAGCUGCACCAGUCGGAAGUUUCAUCUGGAGAGCCGGGCACACCUGGUAUCCAGCCUAAUUCUACGGCUGCCAACAAGCCACGAGACGGAAAGAAGGGCAAGAAGAGCUGGGCUGGACUCUCUUGA